AUGGCUUGUAAGGCGUUACUGUUAAUCUUUGUACUCACAUUUCUGUUGGUGAUUGGAAUAGAAGGGAGGAUAGUUCGGGUUUCAAAAAGUAAAGAUGGUGAUAGCGACGAUCUUUUGCAACGCUUAGGAUACAAUGUUUCUGAACUAAAGCGUCUUGGAGAGAUUUCAACGCGAAAUGGAAUAAAUAGGUUUUCUCCAGGAGGGCCAGACCCUCAACAUCACUCUUAUCAUUUGUCUUCAAAGCCUUAA
Eutrema salsugineum is the source of this 249-nucleotide messenger RNA. Its product is annotated as CLAVATA3/ESR (CLE)-related protein 7. The transcript has a single exon. Lineage: Eukaryota; Viridiplantae; Streptophyta; Magnoliopsida; Brassicales; Brassicaceae. The coding region runs from base 1 to 249 and encodes 82 amino acids. The record is from RefSeq and is a predicted model, not a curated record.